Molecule: messenger RNA, 2625 nt
Organism: Symbiodinium sp. CCMP2592
Lineage: Eukaryota; Dinophyceae; Suessiales; Symbiodiniaceae
Source: the annotation of a GenBank genome assembly
AUGAUUCGUAGCAAUAUCGGUACGACAUGCAAAUGGCAGGAGGCCGCCCGAGCACCUCCGGAUAUCGUCGGUCGUCCACGAGUUUUCGACAAGAGGACACUUACCUCCACAUUGCAAGGACAUGCGUUCACCGUGCAGGACAGCAGCGAACAGCAGGACGAACAAAAGAUCAAGAAGCACGCUUCUAUGGACGCACACAGGCUAGCACGCAUGGAGCGAUACGCCUAUGUCACGCAGGGCAAGUCAGAUUUCCUCUCGACGGACAUUUUGUGCGUGGUGGCAGAUGCAGUGCACGUGGGAAGUGACGAUUGGCUGAACAUCAUGGUGUACAACCACACGACGGACAAAGUUUGGGUCUGCCCGCCGCAGGUCCAGAAAUCGUCCGUCUUGUCGGCUGAGCAGUGGAAAGCUAUGUGGAACAAGGCUUCCAAGAAGUUCCUCGGGAUCGAGAAACCCGUUGGACCUGGUCAUGCGGAGGACCGGCUGGCCACACUGUCUUGGAUGCAGGACAUAAACCACGGCUUGCGACCCAUUGGCUGGACUUUUGGCUGCUGCCAGAGCACGCCGGCCGGCCCCGCGGAGGACGACACGAAGGCUAAACGUGCACCGAUCAUGAUUUUGUGCACCGACCAAGAAGCAACACAGCUGGCGGCUGUCUCCUUCUUGAGGAACAAAAAGAGCCUCUGGAUCGAACACGUCUCGGACCCCGCCCACAGGUCGCACAACGACGUGGCUUUGGCCUUGUCGGCCGCUGGACUCCUGAAGUUCUGCACAUGGUGCAUCUCGCUGUACAACAUCAGGUAUGGACCCUGGCAGAAGGGCUCGUGGGCGUUGAAGAUCCAGCAAGCCGCAAAUCGCAUGAAGGACAACAUGGACCCCUCGGACCCGAUAUUGCUCCUUUUCUUCCCGGACAUUCUGCUGGACGCCGGCCUCUCCCCCCUGGACGACAACACGGAGGAGAAACGCAGGUCGUUUUUGCAGACAUUACCCGACAUGGACUGCAUCCGCAUCAAGGGCACGAAGGCCAGCAAGAGUCGGUUCAAUUCCCUGACGACGGCCCACAGCGCGCUGGACAAAGAGUGGUCGGUCUUGGCUUUAGUUCUCACGGUGGUCUGCUUGGAGCACAACUGGGCAGUUUCCACUAAGGACCUCUUCUCGCAGGACAGCAACCAGGCCCGUGCCUCGGUUCCAUAUGGUGGAAGCAAGUCUUCUGCCAUACAGGAGGCCAAGCAAGGCAUGGACCAGGAGCGGAAGGGCAGCGCGAACAGUCUACACUUAAUGACGAAGUUCGUGAUCUCGCAGGACAACAAGACGACAGCCAGGAUGAUGUUCCAGGUCUUGCAACCCGAAGAGCUUCGUUGUUCGCUCAUGCUCAAGCAGCUGCGUUCCAAAGGCAUGACGAAGGACUACUACUCUGGCUGGGCACACUGGUCUUGGAUGAGCACUGCAAAGGACCACGUCAGGACUUUGUCGAAUUUGGAAGGUUUAUCUCGUGUCGGCCUCGACCUGACACUGGCACGCGCACAACCCCCGGAGGAGACAGAGCUUGUCUGGCAGGACUCGCUCGCAGGCCAAAUGACGCAGUUGACACUACAGAUCCUGCGGCUGCGGGCCGGGGCACAGCUGUACCAUACUGGAGGUUUCGGUGCGACCGCAGGACUAGUCCAUGCUGAAGAGCAGUUCCGUCGGGCAAGCUUGGAUUUUUUCAAAGAGAUGCAGUCUUGUAUCCAGGACACGCACAGUGGUGGUUCUCGUAUGGCAAAAAAAUUGCUCGAAGGUCAUUUCUCCCAAGGGCCGAUUAGUCGGUACAUCCUCGCCGAUCUUUGCACUACCCGGUUUCAGAGCCUUACGGAGGACGUUGCACACGUAUUGACCAGCAUUUGGUCGGGCCUCUUGAACACGAAGAUCAUCGAAGACUGUAAUAAAGUCCAGCGCGAGGCCGAGCAACGACAUUCGUCUUCGAAGGACUUGGGUCGUUUGGACGGAUGGAAGGCUGUGACCCAACAGGCCGUGGUCAAGAUGUACGAGAGGGUGGAGGCACUGUCAACGGAGCUCUACCACACGCCGGCAGCGUUUGACGUGGCCAAACUUUUCUGCAAAGACACCGAGAAGAAGAAGAUUCAAGCAGUUCGUCGUCGUUCCGAUUCGUCGGUCAGCACGCAGGUCAGUGCCUCGGAGGUGCAGGAAGCACAGCUUCUUGCAGACGUGACGAAGACGAGGGACUGGGUCUCCCACAACCACGCCGAGGAACAGGAGGUUUUGGCUGCCUUCAGUUUACUGAUGAAGGCGUGGAGGGCCAAGCGAUGGUCGCUUUGUGAAGAAGGUUGGUGCUCUGGACUUUUGCCCGAAGGACAUGUUGUACUGGCAGGUGCAGACCCGUUGUUCAUCGUUCGGACAUACCGUUUGGCUGCACUCGCAUGGCCCGGCAAGAUCGUUAAGGACAAGGACCAUGAGUUUUUCGAAUUCAACAUGGGCGUUCGGUCUCUCUUUUGGAUGCACAGCACAUCUUUGGACUUGGAAGUGUUGCGGCUGCGAGUUGUUUCACCUCUGCGUGCCUCGGCUGCAGUACAGUUGAACAUUGUCAGCCCGACACGGACAUUCUCUACAUAUAUAUUCGUCCUAUAA